This is a messenger RNA of Monomorium pharaonis (pharaoh ant), 7313 nucleotides long. RefSeq names its product phosphatidylinositol 4-phosphate 3-kinase C2 domain-containing subunit beta (gene Pi3K68D). The transcript is spliced from 26 exons. The record is from RefSeq and is a predicted model, not a curated record. Gene Ontology annotation, molecular function: 1-phosphatidylinositol-4-phosphate 3-kinase activity; phosphatidylinositol binding; 1-phosphatidylinositol-3-kinase activity. Lineage: Eukaryota; Metazoa; Arthropoda; Insecta; Hymenoptera; Formicidae. Gene Ontology annotation, cellular component: cytoplasm; plasma membrane; phosphatidylinositol 3-kinase complex. Gene Ontology annotation, biological process: cell migration; phosphatidylinositol-3-phosphate biosynthetic process; phosphatidylinositol 3-kinase/protein kinase B signal transduction. The coding region runs from base 1025 to 6361 and encodes 1778 amino acids.
AGAAGACAAAGUCGCGUAAGCGACUAACGCUAACUGAUGUAGCUAUUACGCAUUUCCAUAUACGCGCUGUCGCGACGCGGGUAUGGCAAGCGGAACUCCCAACUCUGGCCGCGCGUGCCUACGCGCUCCGUUGAUUGAAUCGGAUAAGGCAUCACGCGACGAUCGGCGCGCGAGUCUGUAUGUUGUCCCUGGCGAAGCCACUUCCUCGUGACGACGCGCGUAAUAGCGGCACAGUGCCGUCGCGCGCGUUGACCACCGUAAACAGCACCCGAGCGAGUCGAAUUUAGUACGCGCUGUCGGCAGUUUCGGGCGAGUUCUCCGGAGCGAAAAACGCGUCGAAGGCGUGCCUCGUUAAUCAUUAAGAAAACAGCGGAGAAUUGAGAGAGAGAGAGAGAGAGAGAGAGAGAGAGGAGAGAGAGAGAGAGGUGCGAGAGCGAGACUUGCGCCAGCGAGCGUGCUCGGGGAAUAAUGCCGCGCCGGCGGAUUGCCAAGUCAUUACUCCAAAAGUGACCGUGGCGACCGGACCCUUUUAAACGCACUCGCUGCGCCAGUUCCGGAUCUCUCCUCUUCUAUUAUUGUUAUUGUAGUUGUCCCUUUCCCUCUCUCCUCUUCUCCCUUUCAUUUAUCGAAACACGCGCGUACGCACAUACUACUGGUGCUACUUGCUGGCGGGCAGGCAGUCGUCACCAGCAGCAGCGCACGCGUCGCUACGUGCCACCAUUCGUGUCGGAGAGACGUACCCCCUCCCUCCCUACGGUCUCACAGACAGCUGUGUGAGAGAAAGAAAGAGAGAGAGGGAGAUCUGUUGCACGAUACGCGGUGACAGGUUUGAACAGGGUGACACGAAGCGACGCGGCGACCCGAGAUGCGCGACAGCCGAUAGGCACCCUUUCCCCGCCGCUCCGAGGGAGACUCCGUCUUCGAGGCCACACGAGCGAUUUUACUCGCCUCGUACGAGCGGAAGGCACUCCGCUCCCGCGCUGUCCUCCUCCCGCUGUCGCUGACACUCCGUGCUCCGUUAUAGAUGUCACACUACGCAGGUAGAAACACCUACGAUCAAAAGACCGCGGUGAUUGACCAUGAAAGGAAAUAUCAGGAGGACUUGGAGCAGGCCAAGGCCCUCAGUCUGGAGAGCCUGGCUCUGGAGAAAUACAGGUUGGAGAAGUUGCGGCUGGAGCUCAGUAACGUGCGGCAACAGACGUGUGUCACGCAAAACAAUGUGUGCAAUACAAACAGCACAUCGGAGACGGAUAGUAAUUCACAAGGAGAAAGGUCUCAAUGCAGAAGUCGACCAAGGCCUUCGAUUAACACUAAUCAAAAGAGUAAUACAGUAAUACUACCACCUCCAAUACCGUUAAGAAGAAACUCGACUACUGUGUCAAGUCAAGAUUCUUCUACUGAUCUAAUAAAUUUCACAAGCCCAGUAAAGCAGGAUAAUCUCGUUGAAUAUUGUACAGCUCCACCUCCGCCACCGCCAAAAACACUGGUAGAACCUAAAUGGGAUAGCCAUCCCUCGUUAUUGAAGAAACAAUCAAGAGUGUCUCGAAGCAAUAGCUCAGUCGGUGCAUACCACUCUAGGGACUUCAGGUAUCAUUCCCUUUCCCCAGGCCCGCGAUCUUCCACAGCACCAUGUACACCGGGAACACCGGGAAUUAGCCCCAUCAUGUCAAGAGCUAGUAGCAUUAGCAAUAAUGUAUCUGACGUUGCACCACAGCCUGCAUGGAACUCUAUCUUUAGCAAUUUUUUCUUCUCGCAGAUUCCUCCAUUGCCUAUGAAUUAUAGACCAACUGUUGCACCUGCCACAAGUGCUUCAUUUUGUAUGGAUGAUGAACAGUUGAAUGUAUUAAAAGUGAUAGAGAAAAAGCCAAAUAGUAAUCUUAUAGAUCUAAAUAGUUUCGAGCAAACCGAGGAUAAAACCAAUGUACGAGUUAGCGUAUUGGAGGCAUUUGAUCCAUUACUUAUUAAAACUGACAAUGGAAAUAAUUCCACGCAGGAACAUCAAGUAAAGGAUUUGCAAUCACAAGUUAGUGGCAGUGUAUACGAUCCAUUCGAUCCGUUUGAUUAUAUGUAUAGCACAAACGAAAGUGUCAAUUCGGAUCCGGUUUAUGCCGCUGUGGAGAAAUCUGCAAAAUCACCAGCUGUAUCGCCGGCUGCGCCACCUCCACUGCCACCUCGAAAUUCAGCUGCAUGGAAUACCAUAGAAAGACGAAGAACUUCUUUAGAUCGCCGACAGAAACGUCAAACACGAUUGUAUGAAAAUGUAACAGUCAUUAAAGCUAGAUCAUCUUUGCAUGAUUGUGAUCUGAAGGCGUUUCACAACAUGAUAAAGUCUAUACGAAGCGAUUUUCCAUUUAAUAAUCCUAGUACAAAUAUUGGAUAUGUUGUUAGCCCGAUAAUGGAGAAUCUAUAUCCAGAUGGUACAAGUAUAAAAUUAGUAGUUCAUCCACAAUUACCUAAUAACGAUAAAGAGACACCAUCUAUCACUUUUACUUGUAAUGUAAAUUGCAGUGUCGAGCAUGUUAUCUUGAACGUCGCCUGCUCCUUGGAGGAUGAGGAUACAGUAAAUGUAGAAAAAUAUUGUUUAAGAGUAUGGGGAUUAGCCGAAUAUCUUGCACCUAAUACAACCUUAGCACAAUACGAAUACAUACAUUUGUGCAUUAAAUUAGAAAAAGAUAUUGAAUUAGCUAUAAUGACCAGAGCACAAAUUAAACAAUCCAUUGCUAGAACGCUGCAUGAUGAUAAUUGUGAUCAGUCUCUAAGAUUAGAAGACAUUUUACCAAAUGAACCAUCGCAGCCUAUUUCAUAUGAUACAUUAAUUAUUUUACUAGAGACAGUAGAAAAAGAAAUGGAACGCGUAGAGACUGCAGCAUUACAGUUGGCAACCACAAAUCAAGGUCCUACUUUAUUACCUCAACUUCAACCGCAUGGCGCAGUGCAGGCAGUGAAAGCAGUGUGUGCCUUGAUGGGAAAUAUUGAGACGUUCGAGAUUACGGAGGCUAUUGAUAAUUUUGUAAAUGCUUGCUGUCAAUUUCUGCCGCAAGUUCACACAGCUAAUAUAGAAUGUAAAAAGCCCGAAAUUAUACACGAAGAUGGCGAUUACGCUGUGGUUACUUUGAGGAAAAAGUUCCCUGACGUGAUUGCCUCUCAUUGUCACAAAAUUCGCGAUGCUAUUCAGGAACUCGUUGAGACGUACUGUCAUGCAUUCAAAGUCGAUUUUCAAUUAAAUAGUAAAGGAGAAUUCCCGACAAAUACACUGAUUGCAACGGAAGUGAUUGAUACUAUUUUGGUACGUGUUGGAGCUCUACACAGGCUACCAACAACAUGGAAACAUGACGAUUAUAUAGUGGCAGCUCAAAUCUUUCAUGGAACUAGACCGGUCGGAAAUCCAGUUUUAUCGGAACCAAUGACGGUUAGCACGAAUUUUCACCCAAGAAUCUUAUUUAACAUAUGGUUGGAAUUUCGCGGAAUAAGUGUGUGUCAAGUACCACGGGAAGCCAGACUUGUAUUAGUUCUUUAUGGACGCACGCUACAACCUGCAGAGCACGAAUCCAAUUCGUCCGCGGAGAAUGCAAUGGAGAAAGAAGAACUCGGAUGGGGUGCAAUACAAUUCUUCGAUUAUGAUGGCGUUAUGAGCCAAGGGAGUUUUUUUCUGUCUCUCUGGCCAGCUAUUGCAGACAAACGAUUAGGUCCGGCGCCGGCGCCUGGAAUUCACCCUGGUGGUGACACUCACCCAAUCAUAGGAGUAGAAUUACCUGAUUAUGGAGGAAAGGUGUUAUUCCCCAAUUCCUCGGAAUUGCGAGAUUAUGACGUAGAUUCGUUAGACUUUAAUUCGUUAGAUCAAAAUACGCAGGAAUUAUUAAUAGGUAUUACACAGCAAGAUACAUUCUCAAGACCACCUAUUGAAGACAGGGAAAUUCUGUGGGAGAAAAGACAUUAUUUGCAUGAUAGACCUGAAGCUUUACCGAAAGUAUUACUAGCUGCACAUAGUUGGGAUUGGGCGUGCUUACCGGAUUUACACGCGUCGCUUAGAAUUUGGAGUCCAUUGCCACCAGUACAAGCGUUACAAUUACUUUUACCGUGCUUCCCAGACAUGAAAGUUAGAGAGAUGGCGGUUGACUGGAUUCGUGAAUUAAGUAAUGACGAACUGGUCGAUUAUUUGCCACAGCUACUUCAAGCGAUGAAACAUGAGACGUACGAAACGUCACCUUUGACUCGAUUCUUAUUAGAACGUGCCUUACUAUCGCCGAGAGUGGCUCAUCAUAUUUACUGGUUGCUAAAUCAAGCGCUGCCGGGACAAAGUCCCCAGGUACAGAAUUCUGCUGAAAUUGCCGCGGAAGAUGACAAAGCUAUUAGUUGUGCUCGUUAUCAACGAAGAUUGCAAUUAAUGUUAAGAGCGCUAUUAGCAGUUAUCGGGGGUGCACUGAGAAAAAGUUUUCUCACUCAACAGCUACUUGUUAAAAACUUGCACGAAGUGGCUGAGAAUAUCAAAGUUACAAAGGAAUCAUUACGAUUGGAUACGCUUAAAACCGGUUUACAAAAUAUACACUGCCAGUUAAUGGAAGAUGAUGGAACAUGUUUACCAUUAUCUCCCAGUAAACUAGUAUUCGGUAUCAAUGUACAGACAUGUGCCUAUUUCCCGUCGUUUACUCUUCCGCUGAAAAUUAAUUUUAUCAGUUGUGACAAUGUUAUAAACCCGGCAAUCUUUAAGGUUGGCGAUGAUUUGCAACAGGAUAUGUUGACCCUCCAGAUGGUACGCAUUAUGGAUAAAUUAUGGUUGAAGGAAGGUCUCGAUCUGAAAAUGGUUACCUUCGCCUGUGUACCUACCGGUCAUAAACGUGGAAUGAUAGAAAUGGUAACAAACGCGGAAACAUUACGGAAGAUCCAAGUCGAGUUCGGACUAACUGGGUCUUUUAAAGACCGACCAAUUGCGGAAUGGUUGGCAAAGCAUAAUCCCUCAGAACUGGAAUAUGAGAGAGCGGUGGAAAAUUUCACCGCUUCUUGCGCCGGCUAUAGUGUUGCCACUUAUAUUUUAGGAAUUUGUGAUAGGCAUAAUGAUAAUAUUAUGCUAAAGACAUCUGGUCACUUGUUUCAUAUUGACUUCGGAAAAUUUCUCGGUGACGCGCAAAUGUUUGGAAACUUUAAGAGGGAUAGGACGCCAUUUGUGUUGACGUCUGAUAUGGCAUACGUUAUAAAUGGUGGUGAUAAGCCUUCAGCGAAAUUUCAUCACUUUGUGGAUUUAUGCUGUCAGGCUUUUAAUAUAGUGCGCAAACAUGGAAAUCUUAUUCUUCACCUUUUUGGAUUGAUGACUUCGUCUGGUAUCCCUGGAGUAACCGUAGACGCAGUCAGUUACGUACAAAAAGCUCUGCUUCCCGGACAAACAAAUCCUGAAGCGGCGGCGACUUUCGCUCGCAUGAUAGAAAGUUCACUGAAAAAUUGGUUUACGCAAUUCAACUUCUUUCUGCAUAAUCUGGCGCAGAUGAGAUUUUCCGGAGACCACAGUGAGGGAGAACUCUUAUCCUUUGUUCCACGCACGUACACAAUGCAGCAAGAAGGUGAAUUAACGAGUGUUCAAGUUUACGGAUAUCAAAAACGCUAUGAUCCAGAGAAAUAUUAUAUGUACAUUUUACGGAUACAACGGAAGGGCCAACCGGAUCCAACAUAUCUAUUCCGAACGUACAAAGAAUUUUGUGAAUUUUAUCAAAAAUUGUGCAUACAUUUUCCACUUGCUAAAGUAACCAGUUUAUCAAGUGGAAUCAGCGUGGGACGAUCUAAUAUUCAGCAAGUAGCCGAUAAACGACGAGCAGAUAUAGAAAAGUUUCUUGUAAGUCUAUUUAAAAUGGCGCCGGAAAUAUCUCAAAGUGAUUUGGUGUACACUUUUUUCCACCCGCUACUACGAGAUCAAAAGAAUGCUGAUAUUCAUUUACGUAAAGUCAAAGUUGGAAAUAAUUGGUGGGCCGAAAAGAGAGUUAGAGACAACGUCCAAAGUGGUCAGAUUAAAUUGGCUUUUCACUACGAUCGUGGCACUUUAUCUGUUAUGGUUUAUCAUGCCCGAGGACUGCCGAAAGUAGCCAAUGCUCAAGAGCCAAAUACAUACGUGAAAGUAUAUCUUAAACCUGAUCCUACAAAAGCGACAAAACGGAAAACAAAAGUAGUAAAGAAAAAUUGUCAUCCGUCAUUUAUGGAGAUGUUGGUGUAUAGAAUGCCUCUAGAAGUGAUUAAAGAGAGAAUACUUGAAGCAACGAUAUGGAAUCACGAUACUCUGCAGGAGAAUGAAUUUCUCGGUGGUAUAAGUUUGCCGCUCGAACGUUUCGACUUGACGAACGAAACUAUUGAAUGGUUCUCAUUAGUUAAUGUACGAUGAAGCAAGUAUAAAGACUGCCCUGGAGUAUACAUAUAGAAGUCCCUUAAUGCUCACAUAGAUAUUCUUUUUAAGAUACAUAUGACAUAAUGUUAGCGCACAAUAUUAAAAGUUCUUUAUUAUGCACAGCCAAGUGCAAUAAUCACCAUGCUUUAUGGUAUAAAAUUAAUUUUUAUUUAUAUAAUUUUGUGCACAUCUAUACAGUUUCGGUUCUUUUUGAUGAAGCAAAGAUCCGAAAUGAUAAAUGUGAAAACUCUCGUGUGAUAUCUGAAAGAAAAUAAUUAUAUGCAGAAGAAGGAACUUCUAUGAAUAAGAAUUGCUAAAAGAGGUAGUACGUCUUUAUCGAGUCUGCAUAAAGGAAUAGUCGAAUGAAAAGAGAGAAAUACUACAAACGUUUAGAAUUAUAUCUCGCACUUGUGCAUAUUUCUUUAACUGUACUUUUGACAUAAAGUAUCUGAAAAUAUGACAAAUUCAGCAUGAAUUUAAUAGAUUUAUAUUGGAGGGGAUUUACUCUUUUAUACAAAAUUUUAUACAUUUUAUUUAUUUAAAUAUAUCACUUUUUACUGAGACUAAUGAUCACUAAUUGUAAAUAGAAUGUAUUUUAUCAUAUUUAUAUCACAUAAAUAUGAUAAUAAAAUUUAUUUGUAUAACGAACUGUCGAAUUAAGCUCUUUUACACCGAAAUAAUCCGAGUGAAAAAGUUUGCAGUUUUCUAUUACAAACAUAAUCUAAUCGUGUGAAAAUAUAUAUAAAAAUAGUAUAUGAAAGUUAAAUUUGAUAUACAGCAUACAGGAUCAUGUUUUAACGGACUUUUACAGUGUUAUUUUAUAUUAUUAGGAGAGAAAUCUAUAUAAUUGCCUGUUUAUGUAAUGGCCUCAUAAAUGAAUGUACUAUUGAUGAAACUAUGUAAAUAUGCUAUUAAAUCUGUGUAAUAAAUUCAUUUUUUAAUUAUCUUA